GGUGUCGAAUCUUCUUUGUUAUGUCGAAUACUUAUUCGUCUUCCCUUCCUCCUCUUUCCCAAAUCAGUUUUUUCCCAAAUGGCCACGGCGGUGCUCCGAUCUCAGGAUUGCCUGAGAAAUCAACGCCACCUCGACGCCUUCGGCCCCUCCCCACCGAUGCCGGUGAAACACCGCCGCAAGAAUCCCCCCCGGUCUUCUCCUUCUUCUUCUCCCCCAUCUUUCUACCCUGUUCUUCCUCCAAAAUCUUGUCGGCGCGGAUCUGCACCUCCUGCUCGGUCUCCGCCCCCUCAGGCGGUGAAAUCGGGCCAAUCCGGGAACGCGCCUCUUGACCCACGCAGAUCGACGUCUCUUCGCACGGAUGGGCGGGUCCUCGAGGGCGAGCCGCGUCCACGAAAGCCUCUCGUGAUGCAGGAGGUGCGGAUCUUGAAACGAGGAGAGGAUCCGAGGCUGGCCGUUUUUCCUACCUUUGAUCUGAGGUCGGAGGUUGAUAAUUCGAUCGUUUGCUCUACAGAUCGGUUAGGACCGGAACCGCAGGUCCUUCCAAAGAAGGUUUUCCUCGCCGAUAUGCCGUUUCCGUACGCGGGGCCGGCCUACUCCGCUGCAUCCCCCGCUCCUAGUUCACUCCCCAUUCCCUGUUUCUUGAAAAAAGAUGACGCCGACGCAGCCAACAACGAUCUUGCUUCAAGGAUUCUUAAGGAGCUCGUUUGUGUGUGCUAAUCGGCCUGGAUCCCAAUCAGUGUAGGUAAAAAUGCAAUCUUAGUGGCGAAAGGUUCCGUUUUAAUGGUGAUAAUGGAUCUGCAAAUUGGUGGUCUUGGUCAUAAAAGGCCGAUCGUUGGGGAAACAAAAGAAGAUUGAAAUCUGGUGAUUCUUGACAAGAUCAGUUUCAGUUGGCAUGCCUUCCGUAGACUUCUCCGGUUACCUACCUCCCUCUAUUUUUUCAAAGGGAAGAUAUGACCGGAAGAACUCUAGGUGUUACUGCUACUAUUAGUACAAGUCCUAUCGUUCGUAUUCCUAUUUCUCCUAGCUCUACUCCUACUGUUACCACAACUCUUUCCUUUUGUUUCUUUUCCUCUUAGAUUAAGCUUUCUAUCAAUAUAUCCUUCAAGAUUAGGUGUAAACAUGCUAUCAUACUCGUAAGGAAGGUAUAGGUGUUUCUCUUGUCAGUCCAGCAUGGUAUCUUUUAAAUGUCGGUUCUCGUAUCUGUUUGUGUUCCUACAAUUUCUUUAAGCAGCAGUCAGGUGUGUGUGUUUAUGCUUUUAUAUACUAAACUUGCUUUUGUUCCGCAUUCGAGGAUAUUAUAUUCAUUUUCUGUUGAAUAAAAUUAGUGUGUUUUCAGUGAA
Messenger RNA from Zingiber officinale, 1340 nucleotides. Its product is annotated as histone-lysine N-methyltransferase 2D-like. The record is from RefSeq and is a predicted model, not a curated record. NCBI's taxonomy places the organism in Eukaryota, Viridiplantae, Streptophyta, Magnoliopsida, Zingiberales, Zingiberaceae. The transcript has a single exon. Bases 79 to 717 code for a protein of 212 amino acids.